Messenger RNA from Amborella trichopoda, 1328 nucleotides. The record is from RefSeq and is a predicted model, not a curated record. NCBI's taxonomy places the organism in Eukaryota, Viridiplantae, Streptophyta, Magnoliopsida, Amborellales, Amborellaceae.
UGGGCGCUAUACAAACCACACCCUUCAAUAUUUUACCCCUCGAAACGAUCUGCCUCGCCGCACUUCUGUCAGCUUCCCCUUCUCUGUCCCUCUGAACUUCCCAUCUCUGUCCCUCUUCGGGCCUCCCUUCCAUGGUCUCUCUUCGACCAACCGUCGACGAAGAGAAAGCUCGUGAAGCCUGUGAAAUUUCUAGGUCGAACCCACAGCCGCCCUCAUUCGAUCGCUAUUAUCACAUUGAAGCCACAAAUUAUUUAUUAAACAGGGUUUCCAGCUUUCACCCUAUCAAUUUCUGGGAAGUCAGCUGUAGAGGUGAUUCCAAGGGACACUGCAGUGAAAGUUAUCAAAUGCUACCUUUCUCUCUCUUUGUCACCUCUCUCUGUUUGUUCUGAUAGAGAUGAUGCUUUGGUAAUCUAAUUAAUGUUGGGAGGGAGUCAGCCAUGUCCAGAUUGCUCCUUCGCAGACUAAACCCAUUCCUUUCUCACUCUACCCCUUUCUCUCUCCUCAAAUCAACACCUUUUCCUUCUCUCUCUGACCCUUUCUCUCUUCCCAAAUUAAUGCCGUUCCUUUCUCACUCUACGCCUCUUCCACCCAGUCUCCUCUUUCACCAGAAGAAUUAUUCUCAACAAGAAUCAUCCAAGCCAGAAGAUGCCAUCCACCUUACUGAAAAUUGCAUUCGGAGAAUGAGAGAGUUGCAUGCGAAGGAAAUAUCUGGUGGGGAACAAAUGCUUCGGUUGAGUGUGGAGACUGGAGGCUGUUCUGGAUUUCAAUAUGUGUUUUUGCUUGAUGAUAUGCAGAACCCUGACGAUAGAGUUUUUGAGAAGGAUGGUGUGAAGCUGGUGGUGGAUAACAUUUCUUAUGACUUUGUCAAAGGUUCUACUGUUGACUAUGUGGAGGAGCUCAUUCGUUCUGCAUUCCAAGUAACCACGAAUCCAAGCGCAGUUGGAGGAUGUAGUUGCAAAAGCUCUUUCAUGGUGAAAUAGAGAUGAUUGAUGGGCGUUGAGAGUUUGUGAUCAGAUCUACUCUUUUACUAUAACACAUAAUCAAUUCAUGUUUAUUUGUGGGUGAAAUAAUUGAGCAAACUUAUUCUUUGUAUAAUGCUGCUAAAUUCGGGAUGUUUAUUUUCAAAGUAUAACACUUUUGUCGGUCCAUUUCGAUAUAAUUAAGCAUCCUUUGAGUAUCUGCUGUAAAGAAGAGGGGGACAAUAUUUGUAGUUCUAAACUUCUUCUGAUCUUAUUCUUUGUAUAAUGCUGCUAAAUUCGGGAUGUUUAUUUUUCAAAGUACAACAUUUUGGUAGGUCCAUUUCGAUAUGAUUAAGCAUCCUUUGAGUA